Messenger RNA from Leptopilina boulardi, 1248 nucleotides. RefSeq lists its product as uncharacterized. The record is from RefSeq and is a predicted model, not a curated record. The transcript has 4 exons. Bases 74 to 760 code for a protein of 228 amino acids. NCBI's taxonomy places the organism in Eukaryota, Metazoa, Arthropoda, Insecta, Hymenoptera, Figitidae.
AUUUUUUUAAACAACAUAAGUAUAUUAACAUUUGUACGUGCGUGUUAUAAGAAAAAAAAAAUAAGUCUAAAUCAUGGCAAAAAUUAUUUUGCUAUUGUGUACUACUUUUUUCAUAAGUACUUCCUGCUUUAAAAUUGAAAAUGUAAACAAAAAUGAUUUAAAAUCCGAUUUAAGGACAAAAUUGAAUAAAAUUUUAACUACAACUUAUAAAUCAGACAUGAAGGUUAAAAUAAAUAUUAACAAUGAAAAGAAACUCCAUAACGAAGAAAGAAUGUCAAGACUAAGAAAAGAGGAAGAAAUUCUUUCAAAUGAUUUAGAAAAGUUUCAAAAUGGAAAAAUAUUUAAAAAAAUUAAUAUUUAUUGUGAGAAGACAAAAAUUAUUUAUAAAAAACAAAAAAUUGAUGCCUAUGAAAAAUAUGGCCAUUGUUUACAAUUUAAAUACGAUAUAAUUGAAACAAUUGCUGAUAUGAUGUACGAUAGUUAUCCAUUUUUGGAGAAAAUAAUUAAUACCAAUCAACAAUUAACAGAAUGUCUAUCAUUAGAUGAAAAAAAAUAUUCAAAAGCAUCUAAUAGUUGUCUCACAAAGCUAAAGGCAGAUAUAGAUAAAUAUGAAGAAGAAUAUUUAAAAGUAAUAGAAAAUUAUGAAAACCAUGUGAAAAGUAAUAUUCAGAAAUAUGUUCAAUCUGGAUAUCCUGAAUGUGAUAAUUUAUAUAAGAAACGUUAUCAACAAUUGCAACAUAAAAUUGAAAUAUGUUCGUAGUAAGAAUAGUUUUAAUUUUCAAAAUGUAAAAAAAAUUGUAAAUUUUCUUUUUAAUAUUACUAUUACAAUAUUAUUAUUGGCGAGCAUACCCAGACUUACAUCUAGAUUUGACUAUUUUGAUUUACUUUUCUUUUUUAAAAUUUUAAAUGGAUACAUUGAUUGUCCCCCCUUACUAUCACUAAUUAAAUUUUCUAUUCCAAAACGUCAUUCCAGACAUUAUGUACUGUUUCAAAUACCAUAUCAUCGUACAAAUUACAGAAUUAAUUCUGUCAUUAACAGAUUAUCUAUAAAGGCUAAUACGGUUGCUAAUGACAUUGACUUUUUUAAUAUUAAGUUAGAAGCAUUUAAUACAGCACUGCGUAAUCUAUUAUUUAGUAAUUAGUUUCUUUAUUUUAUAAAUAGCAGCGCUAUACAUAUGUAUUAUACAAUUUGUAUUUAAAGGGCACUUUACUUUUGAAGUCCCGUAAAUAAAUAAAUAAAUAAAUAAA